GCAGCUGAGUAGGCCCAGAGCACGGCUGGAGGGAGGAAGCCUGUGAUGGGAACCCGCCCAGAGGCCCCCCGCCUGUGCCGGGCCCCCUGGCUCCUGGGAUUCACCUGCCUCCUCCUCAGCGCCUUCAGCACUGCAGUCAGGAGCUCUGGGGCCCGUGGAUCUGGAGUGGAAGAUUCCAGAAACCUAGUUUCCUUGAAGGGGACUCAAGGAGGUUCUGUGGUGUUUCAUGUGACCAGACGUCCAGAAGUACCUCCUGAAGCCAAGCUGGAGAAGAUUUCUUGGGCCGUUAAAAACGAGUCAAACUACAUAGUCCUCCUGCACGUGUCUCCUGGGGUGGAUGUUCCAGAAUGGGUCAACCCCCAGGACAAGUUCAAGAAGAGGCUCCAUGUGCUCAACACAACGACCCUGAGGAUUGACAAGCUGACCCUCGAGGACAGUGGGUGGUACCGGGCUCGAUGCUCCUUCAGCACAGGGAUAGAAAAUGCCCAGUAUUUCCACCUCAGUGUCUAUGAGCCCGUGCCCCAUCCCCAGGUCCUGGCCGAGAUCCUGUCCCUCAUACGAGACUGGUGCAACGUCACCCUGGAGUGCCACGCCCUGGAAACCUCAGGGGCCAUGAACGUGUCCUGGGAGAGCAAGGGCCUCCCCAGGGAGCUGGAGCAGAGAGGGGCCCCUGGACUGGCCCCCAACCUCUGGACCCUGGCUUUGAUUCUGCCCCUGAGCCAGCCCAGCCCCAGGGUCACCUGUGUGGUCAGCAACCCGGUGGACCAGAAAAGUGCCACCCGGGACCUCAGGGAAGUCUGUGGCCACGAUCCAAACGGACAGCACAUUCACCUGCCAAACAUCCUGUGGACUGUUGUUCCCAUCGUGUUGGCUUCCACGCUGCUCGGAUUUGUAUUCUGUACAUUGGUGAAACGUAACAGGGAUCGGAGGAACCACAUCUAGACCAGGGGAGGCCUCUCAGCACUGUCUACACUGAGGUCCCCACGCCAGGCCAGCUCAGGAUGGAGAUUUAAUUGGAAGAAGAAGGGAAUCCAGCCUCUGGAGACAUCUUGGAUGUGAGUGUGAAGCCUGCAGCCCUGGUCCUGCCCCUCCCCCUCUGACUGCUCUGAGCAGGGACGGAUUCAGCCAACAUCGGUGAAUUUCUACGCAAACUCCUUGUGCACAAGUUCACCAGACAGACAGCAUGUUAGAUCGAGGCGGGAAUGGAGUCUCUGUAUUUGCCCAAACCUGUGUCCCAGUUCCGCGCAGCCUCAGCUACUUUGGCCACUGUAAAGGACCGCACUGUCCCCAGGUCUGAACGACCUCCCUCUGCCUGUGAGAACCCGCAGCCUCUGGGACCAAGUCAUUAUGAUCUCACAGCAGGCAGCCUUCGGCAGUUUAACAUCACCCAGCUGUCCCACUGUG
Messenger RNA from Hyaena hyaena (striped hyena), 1404 nucleotides. Its product is annotated as SLAM family member 8-like. NCBI's taxonomy places the organism in Eukaryota, Metazoa, Chordata, Mammalia, Carnivora, Hyaenidae. The coding region runs from base 46 to 942 and encodes 298 amino acids. The record is from RefSeq and is a predicted model, not a curated record. The transcript is spliced from 5 exons.